ACUGAUGAGUGCAGUGUUGUGGACUCGCCUGGCUAUUUCUUCAACGUACGUUUCCUCACGUUUCCUGAGUGCUUUACGAGACAUUUUCUUCCAGAGGUGAAGCCGCACACGUUGGUCCAACAUGUCUGUGGCCGGGCUGAAGAAACAGUUCCACAAAGCCAGUCAGCUACUCAGUGAAAAGAUCAGUGGGGCAGAGGGGACCAAGCUGGAUGAAGACUUCAUGGAGAUGGAGAGGAAAAUUGAGGUGACCAACAAGUCCGUGUUUGACCUCUUGUCCAAAACAACAGAAUACCUCCAGCCUAACCCAGCCUCUCGAGCCAAACUGAACAUGCUGAACACAGUGUCUAAGAUCCGAGGGCAGGUGAAGACCACUGGCUACCCUCAGACUGAAGGCCUGAUGGGAGACUGCAUGCUGCGCUACGGCCAUGAGCUGGGAGACGACUCCGUGUUUGGCUCUGCUCUGGUGGAUAUGGGCGAGGUCAUGAGGCAGAUGGCAGAUGUGAAGGACUCCCUGGACAUAGGUGUCAAACAAAACUUUAUUGACCCCCUGCAGAAUCUACAGGACAAGGACCUCAAAGAGAUCACGCACCACCUGAAGAAGCUGGAGGGCCGCCGGUUGGACUUUGACUAUAAGAAGAAGCGUCAGGGGAAAAUCCCAGACGAGGAGAUCCGGCAGGCUGUGGAGAAGUUUGACGAGAGCAAAGAGCUGGCGGAGAGGAGCAUGUUCAACUUCCUGGAGAAUGAUGUGGAGCAGGCGAGCCAGCUGCUGGCACUGAUCGAGGCGGCCGCAGAGUACCACAGGCAGUCAUGUGAAAUCCUGCAGGAGCUCAGUGGAAAGCUGCAGAAGAGGAUAUCCACAGCCAGCAGCCGGCCCAAGAGAGAGUUCAAACCCAAAUCCAUCAGGAGCAGCAUGGAGACCCUGGACAACAGUCAGCACAACGGCCUGUCCUACAGCUCCUCGCUGAAAUCCACCGAUAUCCAGAUCAACCCCACAGUCAAUGGUAAAACUGAUCAUAUAAACUCUGUUCCACUGUCAUGGCCUGAGAGCCCCACCAUCAAUGGCAAUAUUCACCAGGCCGAGGUGUUGGACCAGCCGUGCUGCCGCUCCCUCUAUGACUUCGAGCCAGAGAACGGGGGCGAGCUGGGCUUCAAGGAGGGUGACAUCAUCAUCCUCACCAACCAGAUAGAUGAGAACUGGUACGAGGGCAUGAUCAGCGGCGAUUCCGGCUUCUUCCCCAUCAACUACGUGGAGGUCCUAGUCCCCCUGCCUCAGUGAAGACCGGCAGCUUGAGUCCUCUAAAGACUCCCUACCUGCCUCAUAACACUCAGCCUCUGUACCCACUCGGCCAGCUCAGCCCGAAGCCGGAAAAGAAUUUCUGUCGUCUGAUUUUCCAAAUGGAGCCAGAGAGGUAGUAGUUUUGUCCCAACCUGACGUAAGAUGAAAUUUUACUGAUUGAAUUGUUUUCUCUGUUGAUAUUUAUGAACCUGAAUCCAACUGAAAACCAAGCCAUUAAGUGGGACACUCUGCCUGGUUGGACCCUUCAUGUCCUUUGGGUCUGACCAAGGUGAAAAUGUCUAGCAGUCGUCAAACGCUGUCGUCCAUCCGAUGACACCGCUCUCUGUUGAGCUAGCUGCUUCUUUUUGCCCCCCCACCUCAAACGGAGGCUCCUGAACUCUGCUUGAUGUUCACCACUGGACAUCGUGACAAAAUUGUUUUGUCACUACAAACAAAUGAUAUGCUUUAAUUUGCAUUAUAGUCACAUACGGAACAUUGUAUUCAUUUCAGGAUAUUUUCCAUCUCUCAUACAGUUACCCCCGAAUAACGAAAGAGGCUAUGUGCUUGUUCUCAGAUCCGGUCAUAGAGGUGGCAUGCACUGUCACGGAUGUCUCGCAUCAUGCUGACAACAUACUAGCCAGCUAAACAGCUAGCAUAAUCCAAGUAUGUAUGUAGUCAGAUGAAUUAGCUUGAUGUUUAAAGAGUUGGUUCACCCAAAUGAUCCCUAGAACCCAGAUUUGAUUUGAUUUGUUUAUUUGUGGUGCACACAGGAUUGAACAAAGACAAUUCAAGCCGUACGGAAGUCAUGUAUUUUAGAAACAUUUUUUUUAUAUACAUUUGUUUGCAUCCCGACAGCAAUCGAUAAAUCAAAUGCUCUGGCAAAAAGAAAAAAAUAAUCUGAUAUCCUGUGGCUGUCACAGGACAGUAAUGAGCCCGGCCCGGAUGAAAUGACUGGACAGGUCACCUGACCGUCUGCUUUCCCGCCUCACUACCUGGGCGCACUCUGCACUCAUUGCGUGUCACCAGAGUCUUCCACAAGCUGGUAGCUUGACAGCUGUGAGUACUGAAAUUCGCCAUGCUCGUUGUUUAAGUUCAUAAUGAUUAUUUUGGGGGCAGACAAAAAAUAGGAUUUGUGUGAACUGACCCUUUUAAAAAGAAAUGAUGAGUCGAUGCCUUUUGAUGUCAUUCAACAUUUCCUCUCUCCCUAGAAAACCUCCAAUAUGGCCGCCACACUACUGUAUUCCACAGAUUUUUGAGUUUUUUUGUAUUUUAAAUAGAAUUUCAUGUUCUGUGUUAUUGUCCAAACACAAGCCUCGUUUUUCUGAGUGCUUACAAGCCUUCAAGUGAAGUCUUACCAAAGUUCAAGGAUUAUUUAAACAAAUUACAGCUUCGUCCUUGUCGUAGUUUUGGCCAUCACCUCUAUCAGUAAAAUAACAUUGUACUCUUUAAGUUACUGAUAUCUGUCACAUGGUGACAUUGCUUUAUAGAAGUCAGAUGGGUCAGGAAACACCUGCAGCCAGACAAUUAGACAGGUUGUGAAGCACUAACUGAUAUGGGUCAUUCAACAGCUGGUUCCCCUCAGCGCUAUAGAUAGAUAGUUGUUGUGGUAAAUGUUAUUUUCCCCCAGGGGGGAGAUUUUCAGCAGAAGUAGAAGAACAAAUCCCACGGUAUAAAGAAAAGUGCAAAGCUAUAAAUCAUCUUACAGCUCAUUGAUUUUGUUUUACAGCCUGUACAUUUACAGUUAUGGUUCAGUCUCACCACUCUCAUCCAUUUGUUUCCAGCAGCAGUAGGCUCUUAUAAAACCACAGCACACAACUGCCUCAGCAUCAGGCAGACAGACACAAUUUGAGACUAGCUGGUGAACGUAGUGGAGCAUUUAACAGCUAAAGAUAAAGAUAUUUUUUCGGAUGUGUCAGUACUGUUUGCUCACAGUUUAAAAGGACACAUGUUCAAAUAUGUGUGUGAUUUUCAGCUUGUUGUGAAGGUCUGCCCCCAAGUGGCCAAAGAAUAACUGAUUUAAUGCUGCUUUAAAUAAGCCCCUAGGUAAGCCAAAUGAAUUUGGAAGAGAAGAUGAAGUGAAAACGGCAAAUUAUUACCCAAACUAUCCGUUACUAGCAUCCAUCUGUUAUGGUGGGCGAGGACCCACAUGCAGGACACUGACCAGAAGUAGGUGAAGUGAUUAGAAGGUGUAUUUAUGGACACAAGGGGGAAGGUAGUGGAUGGACUAUCAGCAAUGCUUCAGGCUCACUUUCAGUUUUACUGUAAAAAAGAAAAGAGUUUAGAUAAUCUGGACACAUUGGUGGCUUUAAGAACCUGCCUUUUUGUUUCUUUCCCUGUUGAAUAUCUGGUAGAAAUGAUGGCCAAAAUUACACCCAAGUUGUUAAAAAUCAGAGUUACCUUUUAAAAUGUGGACUAAAACAUUUGCCUACACAAAAACACUCCAUUCAUUCAUUUAUUUUAAGACAUGCUUUUAUGAAUUUGUGAACGUCUUAAACCACAGCUCUUGGACAGUGAUCUCACCUAACUGGCAGAGUUCAAGUCAUUCCACUGGUAGACAGUCCGCUCUGUUAGACUCUCCCUGUGUGUUGUAACUCUACAUUUCCUCCCCAAACUGACUUUGCCUAUUUUGCCUGCUGUGCUCUUAAGUGUCGUCCAGAACACGUGUUUUUAUGAGUCUGAAGAACUGAAGUGAACUCAUCUCUCUGAAUGUCACUCUCGCGCUCUGAUUACAUGCUCUGACUUAUUGUGAUAUAAUGUAAGGAGCGUAGUGCCCACUCUUUGUCAGACAGGGAUGAAUGCCUUGUCACACUGACACCGAAUGAAAGUGCUUUUUGAAAUGUCGUCUGUAUUGCACUGAAGCUUUAGAAUCUACCUACCACAUAUGUUUAUAGACAUGCACCUUUUUGUUUGUUCGUAUUUUGUUCCUCUUUUUCUUCAGUGUUGCAGUUUGUGUUAUUCACAACAAGGUUAGAAUCACUGCCAUAUCAGAUAUGUGACGUCAAAGUGAUAGAUACUUAGAUUUGUAUAACCACAGAUGUUCUUUGGACUGUACUAUAUUGAAUCCACUAGCUCAAUUAUUGUUAUAUAGAUUGGAAAAGUGAUCCAAUCCAAUGAGGUAGAUGAACCUGUUACUUUGUGAAUCUCCUUCAGGCUCUCUGAAGUGAUAGUGGUAAACUGUAGGAUAAGUAAAAGCCUGUAGUUACUGUGUGGCCAUGCUGAUGAACGUGUUUAUUUAGGAAGUCCUAUCAGGGUUAGGGUUGGUAAAGCACAUUUGUAGCCUCAGUUGUCUUUAGAGUGUUCAGCCAUCAGACAAGAGGGUGGAAGAGACAAAUUACCGUAAAUUGUCAAAGAGAGGCCAAGGCCUUUAUUUACCUCAACUGUAGAUUUUUUAUUUGAAACUUUAUUUUAAUUUUAUCAUAUUUUAGUAAGAAACCUCCUUGUUUUCUGAUCGGCUUCUGUUUUAAUUUGAUGUUGACACAAACUGUAUAAAAUCAGUUGCAUUUCCACAGCACUAGUUCAAUCUGCACAACAACAGAGUCAGGUCAUACUCACCAGCGCCGGAAGAAAUGUUGGCAUUGUACGUUCAUGCAAACCACGAAUAAUGUGGAUGACAACAUUUCUAAAGCAAAAGUUGUUUCAUAAAUACGUUUUAUAUCACGCGAAACGCACAAUACCACAUGGUUAAAGUGUGAAAUAAUUGGUUAAGUGUGGCCAACAAAACUACUUGGUUAAGGUUAGAAAAAAGAUCAUGGUCUUUAUUUAUAAUAGCAUAACAACUUAACUACAGUAAAUAAAUAGCAGCCCAUAGUGGACUUUCCCACAUAACGUUGCAGAAGUGGCAUAACAGCAUUACGUAGCAAUCGUAAAAUCAAUGUUUAGUUUUGGUUUCAUACGGGACACAGUGGUCUCCUGGGUGAAAGUCCUAUGUUUGUUUGUGACUGGGCUUAGUUUCUCAUCUCUAGCAGGAAUAUUGUUUUCCUUCACUAACCUCAAGGAUAUUAUAUAAAGAACCACAUGUUUUUUGUUUUUUUUAAUAUCUUCUGUUCCUGAUAAGCUUUUAGUAGAUAUAUUUGUAGGAAAUGUUGAGUUUCAUAACUUUAAGAAAAAGGCAAAGCAGACGUGAGCAUUUUUUUAAAAGUAUUAAAUAUGACAACACUCUGAUGUUGUACUGAUGGAAUUAGUGCUGUGGAAAUGUACAUUAUAGUGAAUUUACCAGUUUUGCCAUCAGAUUACAGGUAAUAAAAAAAAAAAAUUCAUGUUUAGCGACCUGCCUUUAUUAUAUGACCAUUAUAUGAACAGCGGCUUUUAUUCCAGAAUUUACGGGAAUUAUUCUCAUGAAACUUUUUUUCCCUCCAGAAGUGUGUAGUCUAAUUGGUCAUUUGUCCCAAUAUGAACUCGAAGGAUUCAUUAGGUUUCGUCUUUUAAUGUGUUGUGGACCAACUCAACUUUAUAUACAAUAAAACUUUAGAAAAACUAAAGACAUGUAUGGAUAGCUUGCAAUUUUCUAGAUGUUCAAGAUGUUGCAUGAUACUUUUUUCCCUAAAGAUUGACAUUAUGAAUGUUGGAUACUGGGGAGUUCUUAGCACAGGGUGCCAUCUGCAACACAGCACAACAAAAUACAUCACAGGAAUGUCCAUCAGAAGGUUUAAUUCUGCAUUUCUUCCGGAAACAACAGGGAAGAAGACUGAAACUCAAGAAAUCAUUCGAAAUGCAAUCAUCAUGAACCAAGUGGAACCAUCCAGACUAACCUUCCUUUCCCAAAGUGUUUGACUUUGAUUUAAGAUAGCCUGUUUCACAUUUAUGUUUUUUCCGUUAGCCCCACAGUAUGAAUGCCUGACUUUUGAUACACUAUAACAAGAUCUCUCUCAACACUGUACCUCUGUUUGCCUUUGCAGUAUUCUCCUCAGUAUUCAUUUUACAACCAAUUACAAGGCAAAGCGAACUGGCUGCACAGCUCUGUGUUUCAUUUCUUUCAGUAGCAUAAUUUAUGCAAAAGGUGUUUUAUAGAUGUUGUAAAUUAAUAUAAUAAUAAAUAUAUUGCAUAAAUAAAGACGAGCAAAUAUUAACAUGUGUGUUUUUGUGUGUCUUCAUCUGUGAGUCACACUAUGACCAAAAUGAGUACGUUUGUGUACUUUUUGUUGUGUGGCUGUUUUUCAGG
Messenger RNA from Anarrhichthys ocellatus (wolf-eel), 6434 nucleotides. It is a transcript of the gene sh3gl3a, whose product is annotated as SH3-domain GRB2-like 3a. The coding region runs from base 122 to 1276 and encodes 384 amino acids. Gene Ontology annotation, biological process: synaptic vesicle uncoating. The transcript is spliced from 11 exons. Gene Ontology annotation, molecular function: protein binding. Gene Ontology annotation, cellular component: glutamatergic synapse; presynapse; cytoplasm. The record is from RefSeq and is a predicted model, not a curated record. NCBI's taxonomy places the organism in Eukaryota, Metazoa, Chordata, Actinopteri, Perciformes, Anarhichadidae.